AUGAAGGCUAUUCUUGCCAAAACGGUGAAUGCCAGUAGAAAAGAUUGGUCUCAAAAGCUUGAUGAUGCCUUAUGGGUGUAUCGAACUGCUUUUAAGACACCAAUUGGUAUGUCACCAUAUCAGAAGGAAGCAGCUGAUCUAAGAUUGGCGAAGAUUAACGAGAUGGACGAAUUCCGUCUCAGAGCCUAUAAAAGAGCUGACUUGUACAAAGAAAGGAUGAAGAAAUACCAUGACCAAAGGAUUACACAGAGAGAAUUUAUGAAAGGUGAUUUGGUCCUUUUCAACUCCAGAAUGAAGCUAUUUUCGGGUAAGUUGAGGUCUAAAUGGUUAGGCCCAUUUAAAAUUAGCCAUGUCUACUCAUCUGGAGUAGUCGAACUUGAAAAUGAAGUUGGUAAUGUCUUCAAAGUGAAUGGGAAAAGAAUCAAACUUUAUAUUGGUCCAAAAGACCUAUUAAAAAGUGUUGAUGUCUUUUACCUCGAUGAAGUGUGA
This is a messenger RNA of Capsicum annuum, 489 nucleotides long. RefSeq lists its product as uncharacterized. The record is from RefSeq and is a predicted model, not a curated record. The transcript has 2 exons. Gene Ontology annotation, molecular function: nucleic acid binding. Lineage: Eukaryota; Viridiplantae; Streptophyta; Magnoliopsida; Solanales; Solanaceae. Bases 1 to 489 code for a protein of 162 amino acids.